AGCACGUUCAUGUUGACUGCACGUCUUCCCUGAGGACCGUAGACGACUCGCGGGACGUCAUGCGUCGCCUUCGAAGCUAGCAAAAACCCGACAUUUGCUAUAUCACUCCCGAAAAGCUACGCGAGAGCAAUGCCAUGCAAGAUAUUCUAGCCCAACUGUAUGAAGACGAGCAAAUCGCGUGCUUUCUCAUUGAUGAGGCACAUGUCACUCAGCCGGGGGGGAUUUUCGCGAUGCUCAUGCAGAGGCCACACGAGCUCGCCCUCGCGCUAACGCCUAAGGCGAAUGUGUCUCAGUUGUUUAAUCAUGCUCGUAUUACGCAUAAGUAUGAAUUCCGCUCGAUCGAAGCAUGGGCCCUCGAUAGCAAGCUCCCUCUCGAUUCCUUCAAAUCCGCUCUCGAUUCUUCAAGGCCUGCUCUCGAUUCUUCAAGACUCCUUCUCGAUCCUUCAAGACUCGCAAUCUAUCCUUCAACAGCCCCUCGCGAUUCUUCAACAGUCCCUCGCGAUCCUUUAAUACUGCUUCUCGAUCCUUCAACAAUGCCUCGCGAUUCUGGCUCGUGCGAUCUGGCUUGCCGAGUGGAUCGGCACUAUGGAGGUAAGAACCUGUAG
This is a messenger RNA of Suillus fuscotomentosus, 605 nucleotides long. RefSeq lists its product as uncharacterized. NCBI's taxonomy places the organism in Eukaryota, Fungi, Basidiomycota, Agaricomycetes, Boletales, Suillaceae. The coding region runs from base 135 to 605 and encodes 156 amino acids. The transcript is spliced from 3 exons. The record is from RefSeq and is a predicted model, not a curated record.